Molecule: messenger RNA, 3459 nt
Organism: Mobula hypostoma (lesser devil ray)
Lineage: Eukaryota; Metazoa; Chordata; Chondrichthyes; Myliobatiformes; Myliobatidae
Product: telomere zinc finger-associated protein-like
Exons: 10
Coding region: 823-2937 (704 amino acids)
Molecular function (GO): protein binding
Source: RefSeq, a predicted model, not a curated record
UUUUCUAUCUAAUUCCACAAACAGCAAUAUGACAGUAAUGGAUUUUUUUUUGUUUGUUUUGAGGAUGCAUGACCGACCAAGACAAUGGGAAAAAUAGUACCAUUUCAAUUGAUUGCAACCAGCACUUCAGUUACACCAGGCCUCUUUCUGCCCACUGGAAAUGUCUGGUUUUGUGAUUAGGGUCUUGGAUUGGAACUUGGUCUUCUUGAUUUAGGGGUCAAAACAUUUAUCACUGAAUAAUAGUUAUUGUUGGUAUUUUCAAAGAAAGUGGCGCUUGAAAUUGUGAGCUCUAUUUAACAGAAUCCCAUUGGAUCAGACUUUUCCCCAGUCCCAGCUGACUAAAUACUUUUCUGUUCCGUUUCAGUUUCAAUUGCAAAUGGUCUCAAUGGACCAAACAGAAUAAAUUUCAAAACCUUCCACUUCGAUCCAACCAUUGUCCAAUUACUGCAUGCUACUGUCCAUUACCUUACCUGGGCUUAUUACUGAAUUGUUAAAUAUACUUUUUGCUACAUUACCCCAAGUUGUACAGUGUGGCUGCUUGUAGGGUGUAAACGUUUGCACAAUGUGACAUUGAUAUACGCUGGCCUUGUUUAUAGUCUGUCACAAUCGAUGAUUGUGGGCGCAGAAGUAUGUUCACCUGCAAUUGUUAGAAAUCCUUGCUUUUACAUUGUAUAUUCUUCUGUUUAGGAAAAUCUUUUUGUGAAACUGAGGGCUGGUUUUGUGACUAUUAAGAAAUACAACACCAUGAAAUCACUUGACUGGCUGUUGGAUGGGAGGGGUUGAAAAUACCACAAAAGCGGCUCAUUGGGACUUUAUGGAUAUAUGCAAGACCAUUUUUCUGAACACAGCAAGAAAAUUCUUCAUGCUCUGAACAAGCAGCGUGAAGAUGGUAAAUUUUGUGAUGUGACUCUAGACCUGGGAGGUUACUGUUUAAAUGCACAUCGCAGUAUCCUGGCAUGUUGUAGUAAGUUCUUUCACAAUGUCUAUGGAGCUGGCACAUCUGCUGAAAUCAACCUUCCUGAGAGUUGCUCUGGUGUUUUGGGCCUUCUGUUUGACUUUAUAUACACAGGUGAGCUUCACUUGACAAAAACAAAUGUCUCCAAGGUGCUAAACGCAGCAGAAGAACUUUCAAUCCCCGACGCUAUUCAAGCUUGUCGGCAUUAUCAGCAGAAAUACAUCGAUGAUGAGAGGAGUGAUGAAACUCUAUGCAGCCAGCAAACAGAUGAAUGUGAACCUGUAAAGGCAGCAGUGGACACUACAACACAAAUGAGAGAAAUUGAAGUUCUGGAGGAACAAAACGCAAGUAAUGAAUUCGGACAAUUUGGCAAAAGGAGCACCAGAAGCAACAAGAAACAAACACUUAAGCUGCUGACUGAGAAACAGAAUGACAAAAUACGACCCCUUGCUAUUCAGAAAAGAUCUAAAGCUUCCUUGACCUCCCACAGAAGCCCAAAUUCUAAACAGCUGAAGGAAGCCAAAGAAGGCGACUUGGGAGACAGCAGUGAGGAGAACUGUCAUGAGAGCAUCAGUGGCAAUAGUGACCCCAGCUUGGACAUGGACAUCAUUAAAAUGGAGGAUGGUGAGGAAGAUACAAACAACAAGGGAGAGCUGGACCAUGAUUACAUUCCAUCUAGGCACAAUUGUAGAAAACGCAGAAAAACUGAUGUACUAGAUAGCACCACGUUAGUGCUGGGCACAUCUAAGCGCAAAGCCUCAGACCCAGCAAAUAGAAAGAAUGAGCCCAUUGAGUGUCCAACUUGUCAUAAGAAGUUCCUCAGCAAAUAUUACCUCAAGGUCCACAACAGAAAACACACAGGAGAGAAACCCUUUAAGUGCAUCAAGUGUGGAAAAUGCUAUUUCAGGAAAGAAAACCUACUUAAACACGAGGCUAGGAACUGCAUGACCAGGACGGGUGUGAUUUAUACUUGUCCUGAAUGUAACCAAACGUUUAAAGGAAGAAUUGAGCUAAGGAACCACUUGGUAUCUCACACAGGUGAGAUGCCCUUCAAGUGUUCCUCAUGUCCUCAGCAGUUCAUGCAUAAGAAAGAUAUGCAGAGUCACAUGAUCAAAUCCCAUGGAGCACCAAAACCAUUCCCGUGUCCCGCUUGUUCCAAGUGUUUCCUCUCCCGCAACGAUUUGCAUCAGCAUGAAUUGUCCAAACAUCAGGGAGAGAAGCUGUUUGUGUGCGAGGAGUGCGGUCACAGAGCUUCUACACGCCAUGGCUUGCAGAUGCAUAUAAAAUCCAAGCACAGGAAUGAGAGGCCAUAUAUCUGUGAAUUCUGUGACCGUGGAUUCACCCAGAAGGGCAAUUUGAAUGUCCAUUUGCGGACACACACGGGAGAGAAACCAUUCCAAUGUCACUUGUGUGGAAAAACUUUCCGGAUCCAGGCGAGCCUGGACAAACACAACAGGACUCACACAGGUGAAAGGCCAUUUGGUUGUGAGAUCUGCAGUCGAAGGUUUACGGAGAGGGGACCUCUCCAUCGUCACAUGGCCAGCAAGCACCAGGAAGGUCGGCCACAUGAUUGCAGCAUCUGUGGGAAGACUUUUAAAGCCAUCGAUCAGUUGCGCGUUCAUGUUGGAAGACACAAAGGGGUGAGGAAAUUCGAGUGCAGUGAAUGUGGAUAUAAAUUCACCCGACAGGCUCACUUGAGGAGACACAUGGACAUACACGGGAGAGUGGAAAACUACAGUCCCCGCCAGCGGAGGCUUCGCAAUCUCAUCAUUCCCAAUGAGAGGGAGGGAGAUGUCGAGACAAAUGUGACUCCACAGGUGACUGGCCUGCUUGAGGUUCCUCCUCCCUCAGCUGCAAAAGAGACAACCAGUGAGAACACAGAAACCAGAGACCUCUCUGUUCAGCGAUUCUUGGAAAACGUGAUGCCAACAGUCAGUGGAACAGACACUUGUGUAGAAGAGAUUACCAUAGUUGAGAUAUAAGGAACUAGUAGAAAUGAUCUAAAAAUUGACUUUUAUAUAAAGAAUGUAAAUAAAAGUUGAGUUUUUAAGCAUUCGCUGACAACCUUCUUUGCACUUCCAUUAACUUAGUAGCACUCUCUUCAUUGAGAAGUCUCUUUUCAACCAAUAAUCCAAAACUUGGGCACCACUCCAGUCAAAAGUCAGGGAAUUGUUCCUUAUUGAAGGUAUAUUAUUGUUAAGGUGUGAGGUCUCAGUUCAUGACAUACAAUCUUUACUGAGCAGAUUAUUCAACUUCAGGAAUAUCACUAGAAUGUGAAUUUUUAAAUUAUUUUUGUAUUGGUUGUAAAGCACUUUAGCAUCUUUUUAUUUCUAUUUUAAAUUGAGAAAUACGAUAGUAAUUUAGUCAGAAUCCCAGUCCUGGUUUAGUACUAGUUGGUGGAUAAAUAUCACCUAAGCCAAAUACCAAAAAUGGAUGUGAUUAUUAAACCAGCACUGAGAAAGAUGCUUUAAAUCUUCUAUGCUACUCUUGUAACUUAUUAUGCC